Messenger RNA from Acipenser ruthenus (sterlet), 817 nucleotides. Its product is annotated as prostate stem cell antigen-like. The transcript is spliced from 3 exons. The coding region runs from base 107 to 490 and encodes 127 amino acids. NCBI's taxonomy places the organism in Eukaryota, Metazoa, Chordata, Actinopteri, Acipenseriformes, Acipenseridae. The record is from RefSeq and is a predicted model, not a curated record.
CAUCAAUUAUUUGGCAUCAGAAAACAAGGACCCCUAAUAGUAUUUAAGAGGAAGCCCUUCCUUGGCAAGACAAACCAAGACUGACGGACACUCCUACAGACCCAUCAUGAAGACCUCUCUGGCGUUGUUACUUCUUGCUUUCAUUAGUAGCCGUGCAGCCGAAGCGCUGUCGUGUUACAAAUGUACGGCUUCUCUCUCCAAUGAUGCCUGCAACACGAAUACCCAGAACUGCACUACUGAAGACACCUGCAUGACCACCGUCAUCACCGUGCUUGGAAUUAAUACCAUCACAAAAGAGUGUGCCACAAACAGUGCCUGCAACGCUGCUGUAGCCGCUAAUGUUAGUGUCGGGGCGCUCGGAGGAAGUAAAGUGACGUGCUGCAGUAUGGAUCUGUGCAACGUGAACGGCUCCACCACUGCCAGGCUCAAUGUGCUGCUUCUGGGGGCUUCAGCAGCUCUGCUUUUCCUGGUCAGCAGGAUCACAGCGUAAGGGCAGCAGCACCCACCGUUAUUCUUCAUUGCCCUUUGGAAGAGUCCUGUCUGCAGUUUUUCCCUUGCAUGUUGAAGUGUCGUUUAUGAUAAUAUAAAUGCCUUUGACUAUGAAAGACUGCUAUGUGUUGUGUGGGUGUGUUUCUCUGUUGCUUCCCCUUGUAACUUCCUGCACUUUGCUUGUGUUUCCCACAUUGUUACCAUGUAGCUCUAGCUCUGAUUUUAUAAUGAUAAGUGUUGUAGUAUAUGAAGGAGGCACCUGAUAUUAGUGUCCCAUGAGUGUUUGAGCAAUGAUAUACACUCCUGUAAUAAAUAAAAUAUAUUAAAA